CGCCGCCACGUGGGGAGCGAAUUUGAAUCAGCCGCCACCGGUCCCGGCCUGUUGUUCCAUCGUGUCGGCGCGAUCGUUCGCACCGGUGCUCACUCGCGAUCCCUCUCGCGCUUUGUCGCACGGAAUUCCAUGAUCCGCCGCGCGACCACUCCGAGAGUCCAAGGUAAGAACGGUUGGCAAACCGAGAAAGGAAAAGACGAAGGAAAGAUAUUUGACAAUUAAGAAAAAAAAAAACAGAAAGAAAGAGGGAACCAUUGACGCCACUUUAAAACGAUCCCAAAGAGUGGAUCGCGUGAGAACUCCGCGAGAAGAAGAGCACGCGAGAGAUAAAAGCGGAUAACGUCAUCUCGACGAUUCAGAAAAAGAAGUCUCUUCGGAUUAUCCUCGGUGCAUAACAAAAUAUCAGCGACAAGUGUCGCGAUAAUAAUUGCCAAGCCCGAGAGAGCAGGUAUCACUCGCGCAGGUCAUUGUUCUCCGUCACCAAGUAUCGACACGCCGAGAGAGGAGGAAGGAACCCGAAGUGAUUGUCACGAGAGAACGGGUGAACGGAGAGGAUUGGAGAAACAGUGAAGCAGUUAUACGUAACGGAGACGCGCACCAGCGCGGAGUUCGCGAUCGACCGCGAGUGUCAACACGAUAUACCGGCGUCAUCGUGCAUCACCGCCACGUGACACUCCGGCUCUGUCAUCGGUUCUCGGAGUAACAAUUUCCUCUCGAGCCACGUGACGACAUCGGUCGAUCUGGAACAGCCUGGCGACCGCCUGGACGUAAUCGUCGUACGUGAGUCGUGAUCACGGUGAGGCAACGUGGGAAAACAGUAGUACGUAACACGAGCGUCAGCAACGUAAUCCAGUGUCAAGUCGAUACGUCGCUCCGAGUGGUGAUCAGCGUCGCGACGUGCACCACGAGGCGUCGAAGCGGCGACGGGGACGUCGCGUCGUAGAGAGCGGCCAACGGAGGCGGCAGAGGAGAAGAGCAGUCAGCAGCGGGAGAGGGAGAAAAAUCAAGAAGGAAGUAGCAAGUGUCACGAAGGGACCCUUGUCAGUGAGUGGUGGACCGUGGUGCGGAUCGUGGGGGCACCGUGCGCGUGUGACAAGGAUCUUGGCUCGGAGAUAGAGAGAAAAGAGUGAGAGGGAAAGAGACGCAGGACGAACCGGGGGGGUGGCAAGCACGCGCAGCGAGAGCUCGCGCUCGAUACGGGCACGCGCGCGAAUUCGACACGAUCGCCACUUCCGAUCGCGCCGGCCGGCUUGGUACGGAAGAGGGCUGUGACCUUGCGACCCGACCUUGGAAAUUGGCGCCACCGUCGAGAUCGCGUCAUUUUAUCCUAGAGCGCGACUCGCGUUUUUCGCCGAUAAUUCGCGAAAACUUUCGCUCGAUUGUCGCGAGUGCUCGGAAGGAAGAGGAAUACGAUUAAUUGGUCUUUUUGCGAUCGCUAAUCGGGAAAGUUUUCAACCGAUUCCUUCGAUUUCCGGAGACGAGGAGAGACCGCUAACGAUUGCUACUACGAUCUGUACGCCGAUGGAAUGACUCAAUAUGCCGCUUAGGUCGUUACUGGUGAUCUCCGCCGCGCUAUGCGCGAUGUGCAGCCGUGCUGACUUCUUCAGCGGGAAGGAAGUGGUAUACGAUUUGAUGGAGGCAUCGGUGUCAUCGAUGACAGAUGAUAAUAAUCUUUACAUGGAUGACGGCGUCGACGGAUUUCCGGCAUUUGGCUUUCGACCCGGAUCCGAAGUGAAGCAACCCUACAGGCUAUAUCUCCCGGAAAAGUUGCCAGCCGAGUUCACCCUGGUGGCCACGUUCAAACCGACCUCUUUUAGAACGAGCUACCUCUUCGCCGUUCUUAAUCCCUUCGAAACCGUUGUCCAAUUGGGCAUCAGAAUUUCGGAUGGACCAGGCUCGAACCAGAAUGUCUCACUGGUCUACACGAAUUCAGAUGAGCAUUCACAUUCGGAGGAGGUGACAAAAUUUACCGUGCCAAAGCUUACGAAGAAAUGGUCAAAGAUUGUCAUUAAGGUUUCCACGAGCGACGUCAUCUUAUACCUCAAUUGCCACGAGAUGGCCCGACAAAAGGUUACCAGGAUCCCCCAGGAAUUAGUAUUCGAUACCGCCAGCACUCUAUACAUCGCACAAGCCGGACCGCACAUCCAGGAACGAUAUGACGGUCUACUACAAUCUUUGAAGUUGUACGCCGGUCAUCCUUCGGACCUUGUAAAGUGCACUGCUGAUUUUGACUUUUCAGCAGAUGAAGAGUUCGCUUCUGGUGAUUACGAUGUCAGUUUAAUCGACGGUUCCGGCGACGCUGAAUACUUAAAUAAGAUCAGCCGAGAUGCGGAUGAAGACAAAAGCGAGGAAAGUAACCCGCCGCCAUUCAUCACGCCCCCGCCUCCGAAUCCAGAUUAUAAAGGUCCGAAAGGUGAAAAGGGUGACAAAGGGGACAAGGGCGAGAGCGUCAGAGGUCCUCCAGGACCUCCUGGUCCGCCUGGUCGCGACGAGGAUUGGCUAAUGAAGAUACCACAGGGACCACCUGGUCAGAAGGGAGACCCCGGCACUUGCACCUGCAACGCCACGGCCUUAAUGUCUUCCUUUACGAUGCCAAAGAUGAUACAAGGGCCAAAAGGCGAGCCAGGAGUACCCGGACAAGAAGGCAAACAGGGCUUAAUGGGUCUCACGGGUGCGGCAGGACCGCCAGGGGAAAGAGGACUGCAUGGCCCAUCCGGGGCUAAAGGUGACAAGGGUGAUAUUGGAAUAGCGGGACCGGAAGGUUCUCAAGGUCAGAAGGGCGAGCCGGGUCGAGAUGGAAUACCCGGUGAAAAGGGUGCGCAAGGUCCGCCGGGGCCGCCUGGAAAAGGGGAAUUUUCUGGCUAUGACCCUAGUUGGAAACCUCGAAAUAUUUACAGACCGGAAGGUAUCACAAUGAGACCAGGACUUCCCGGACAAAAGGGUGAGCCAGGCAUUUCAGGAAAUCCCGGUCCUAAAGGCGAAGCUGGAAUACCCGGAUCCAAAGGCAUCAAAGGCGAACCUGGAUACAAAGGUAUUAAGGGCGAUCAUGGAAAAGAUGGUCCCAGGGGAAUUCAGGGUUUCAAAGGUGAACCUGGUGCACCCGGUGCGCCUGGAUUACCCGGCGCACCUGGAGAAAAUGGACGACCGGCAGAAAAAGGUGAUAAGGGCGAUACAGGACCUGAAGGAAAACUGGGACCUCCAGGACCACCUGGUCCACCCGGUAUGGGCGGUUCCGGUGGUAUAAACGUGGGAGAUCUAGGAUUUGGCACAAAAGGGGACAAAGGCGAUAGUGGAGCGCGCGGAUACAAGGGCGAUAAGGGCACAAAGGGUGAGAAAGGCAAUAAGGGUGACGCCGGGCCAGCUGGUAUUCCCGGAAUAAAUGGUAUUCAAGGGCCUCAAGGAGAUAAAGGCGAACCGGGUAAAGACGGAGUAUCAGGAUUACCCGGCAUACCUGGCACUAAAGGCGAAAGAGGUGAGAGAGGUCCUCCUGGAGCCACUACCGUCGCCAAUUCCGGAGACUAUAUCACCAUCAAAGGUGAGAAAGGCGCCGAAGGAAAACGGGGUAGAAGAGGACGACCUGGACCGCCUGGUCCCGUGGGUCCUCCCGGAAAGCCAGGAAAUACGGGAGAAAUCGGUCUACCGGGAUGGAUGAACUCGAUGAAGGGUCGUCCUGGGACUCCUGGAAUUCCGGGAAGUAUCGGACCAAUGGGACCCAAGGGAGAAAAAGGGGAACCUGGCGCACCGAGUCCUUACGGUGUUUCUGUCGGUAUCAAAGGCGACAAAGGAGACGACGGUUUUCCCGGAAUUCCUGGACAGCCGGGAAGAGAGGGUCAAAAAGGAUCUCCAGGACCUCCCGGACCUCCUGGAAUACCAUCUAAAGGAAACUAUUAUCCAGUUCCAGGGCCUCCAGGUCCUCCCGGACCUCCUGGUCCGCCCGGUUUGUCUUUAAUCGGACAGAAAGGAGAACCCGGGAUCGGUAGAAGUCACGUUUUCGGAGAAAGAGAUUACUAUCCCUCUAGGCAAGGAGCCAGAAGUAGUCUAGACGAAUUGAAAGCUCUACGUGAACUCAAGCAACUAAAAGAACUGAAAGAGCAAUUAGGUGUUGUUACUGCCGCUACAAGGGGACCUUUAGAAAGUACAACGAAAAUUGUGCCAGGAGCUGUUACGUUCCAAAACACAGAAGCCAUGACAAAAAUGUCUAGUGUUAGUCCAGUUGGGACCUUGGCUUACAUUAUAGACGAACAAGCUUUACUAGUCAGAGUUAAUAAUGGAUGGCAAUACAUUGCACUCGGAUCACUUUUGCCUAUUACAACGCCAGCACCACCAACGACAUCACCACCGCCAGCAAACCCUCCUUUUGAAGCAUCCAACUUAAUUAACCAGAUACCCGUGAAAGCCGACGGAACAGGGUUGAGGAUGGCUGCAUUGAAUGAGCCGUUCACCGGAGACAUGCACGGUAUACGAGGAGCAGACUACGCUUGUUAUCGACAAGCAAGGCGAGCAGGCUUGAGAGGUACCUUCCGCGCUUUUCUCAGCUCUCGAGUUCAAAAUGUCGAUAGCAUUGUCAGAUUAGGAGAUCGAGAUCUUCCCAUAGUUAACAUAAAGGGCGACGUGCUAUUCAACUCUUGGAAAGAGAUGUUCAAUGGAAAUGGGGCGUACUUCUCUCAGAAUCCCAGAAUCUACAGCUUCAAUGGAAAGAACAUCCUCACUGACUUUGCGUGGCCCGAGAAAGUUGCAUGGCACGGUUCUCACAAACUCGGUGAUCGAGCCAUGGACACUUACUGCGAUGCCUGGCACUCGAGCAGCUCGGAUCGUUAUGGACUAGGCUCGCCGUUGACCGGCGGUCGAUUGUUAGAACAAGUACGAUACUCGUGCGACAAUAAAUUCGCGCUGCUCUGCAUCGAGGUGACGAGCGAGCUGGUGAGGAGACGACGGAAUGCCGACAAUCGGCUAGAUGACGACGUCGAGAUGUCGGAGACCGAUUAUAUGGAGUACUUGGAGGAGUUCAUGCAAUACUGAAUACUCGCACCUUCGACCAUCCUUUCGCAACGCGAAAAUCGAAUCGUUAUGUAAAUAGAAUGCAGAUACGCGCGUGCUGCGUUUCUU
Messenger RNA from Trachymyrmex cornetzi, 5106 nucleotides. It is a transcript of the gene Mp, whose product is annotated as collagen XV/XVIII-type protein multiplexin. Gene Ontology annotation, biological process: extracellular matrix organization. Gene Ontology annotation, molecular function: extracellular matrix structural constituent conferring tensile strength. The record is from RefSeq and is a predicted model, not a curated record. Bases 1537 to 5019 code for a protein of 1160 amino acids. NCBI's taxonomy places the organism in Eukaryota, Metazoa, Arthropoda, Insecta, Hymenoptera, Formicidae. The transcript has 23 exons.